Messenger RNA from Ostreococcus lucimarinus CCE9901, 2192 nucleotides. RefSeq lists its product with no specific name. The record is from RefSeq and is a predicted model, not a curated record. NCBI's taxonomy places the organism in Eukaryota, Viridiplantae, Chlorophyta, Mamiellophyceae, Mamiellales, Bathycoccaceae. The transcript has a single exon. Bases 48 to 2192 code for a protein of 714 amino acids.
GACGCCGAGCGACGCCGAGGGACGCGCGAACGCGGACGAACGCGGACAUGACGACCGACGCGCGCGGUGAACGCGCGGCGCUGCUCGGACGCGACGUCUCGUCGACGCCGCGCGCGAACGCGGACGCGGCGGUGUUGGACGUCGAGCGCGGCGACGACGGCGCGGGACGCCGCGACGGACGCGCGCGCGGCGGGCGACGGGUGGCGGUCGUCGUCGCGGCGGCGCUCGCGGCGACGGCGGUGACGAUCGGGGCGGUGCGAGGGACGGCGGGCGCGGGAGGGGCGGCGGCGCUCGGAUCGAAGCCGACGGCGUCGGCGAAGGCUCUGAGAAACGCGCGGAUCGCCGCGGCGGCGAAGGCGGCGGAGGAAGCGGAGGCGGAGAGACAAAGACUGCUGAAUGAGGCGCAUCCGGGACGGGAGCAGCGCAUGGAACACCGGGCGGCGCGACGCGCGGCGGUGGAGAAGGCGGCGAAGCGGAACGAAGUCGUCGACGUCGAACGCUCGGCGGUCGCGGAGGAAGAAGGCGGCGACGCGGACAACGCCACGCUCGUCGUCGACGGUACGUUCGUUGAUGCGGACAACGCCACGCUCGUCGUCGGUGAUGCGAUCGCGGAUAACUCCACGAUCGCCGCCGGCGAAGAGACGAGCGAAGUCGCGGCUUUGGGUGCGCAGCACCACGCGCGCCCGGCGCAUCACGUGAACUCUGCCAAGGCGCGGAACGAGAGAAUAGCAGCCGCGGCCAAGCGAGCGCAGGAAGCGCUCGCUGCCAAGGAAGCGGAACUCAACAAGGAGCAUCCGAAACGCGAGCAACGUGUGGCGCAUAGAAAGCAGCAACGCGCGAAAGCGGCGAUUUCAGCUGUUACCGAUGUGGGAGGAACGGCGGCGACGGGCAGUACCGAAUCCGCACUCCCGACGAACACUCCAAAGAUUUACAUCAUCUCCGACACCCAGCCGGGCGAAGAACUUGAAAACGCCAAGAGUGCGCAAGCGUACGUGGCCAACCUGUUCGAGACAUACGCUGGUAUGGACUCGAGUGAGGCCGCUAAGGUCGCUAGUAUCGAAGAAGAGACGUUUCCGGCGCGCUGGCCGGAUACGCUCGAGACAGCCAAGGUGGCGAUGAUGGGGAUGACUGAAGGCGACGACGUGCGCUUUCCCGUUAAGGACGUGCAAGCCACGCUGGCUGACAAAGAUCAACACUGCGUCGGGGAAGCGUGUAAGCUGGGUCUGCAGAAGCACCUCGGCUCCAUGUUAUCGCACAUGGCUGUCUGGAAAAAGGCGCUCGACUCUGGCGCCGACUCGUUUGUCGUUUGGGAGUCCACAGCCUUGGCGAAGCACGCCGUUAGCCCGCUCGAUUACGCCGAGCUCGAGAGUGAGCUUCCGGAAAACACCGACAUGGUGUUUCUCGAGCCUGAUUACCUGAGCCCGGGGCAGUUCGUGAAGAAGAUCAAGUCGAGCGCGACCGGCACGUGGGGAGAGCACACGCACGGCGCCGAGGAGUGCGUGAACCAAUCUUCGUCGGUGUACUUGUACAAGCACAACCAUAUGUGCGGCGGCGUCGGCACUAGCGCUCUGAUGUUCACGAAACGGGGCGCGCAGAGACUUCGAGAUUACGUCGCGACGAAUGGAGCCGGGAUGAUCAGCACCUGGUUAAAUUCCAAGUGCAUCGCAAAGCACGCCGACGGUUUGAAUUUCAACUGCUACAUCGCGCAAACGAAGAAGCUCGAUAAAUCAAUGCUCGGUGGUGUCGUCCCGACUUGGUAUGACGAUGAACGCGUCGUCAGCGAGUCCGUACCGCAACCCGACAUCGAUGAAAUGGACUUCAACCCCAAAAAGUUCAACCAGUUGGGUUGCGCGCGCGGCGGCCGCGCCUUUGCCGAAACCGCCGCCUGGUUGCCCAUCAGCGCUGACCACACCGUUGAUUCCGAGCGCGUCGUCAGCAACUGUAUGAUGGCGUCUAUAGCCACGAGUAUGGGUUACACCAUCGAUCCGUGCGCCGUGGACUUGCCCUUGCGCCAAUCCGAUUUAAACGCGCAGUCGGACGCCCUCCAGCGGCGCGCGCGGGCUGCGAAAGCCGACGGCGCCUCCGUCGCCAGCCUCUCCUUGGCGCUCAGCGACGACGCCAAGGCGUACUUAUUCGAAAGCGACAACGACGUUCCGUACGGUAACCUCGAAGACGUCGCUUCUUCCUUUUAA